Molecule: messenger RNA, 1281 nt
Organism: Drosophila innubila
Lineage: Eukaryota; Metazoa; Arthropoda; Insecta; Diptera; Drosophilidae
Gene: Gr59b
Product: putative gustatory receptor 59b
Exons: 3
Coding region: 1-1281 (426 amino acids)
Biological process (GO): sensory perception of taste
Cellular component (GO): membrane
Source: RefSeq, a predicted model, not a curated record
AUGGGCCGACAGCGACUAUUACAGUGGUACCACAACUACGCUCUGGCCCUGGGAGUUACCUCGCACUGGCUGGUGGCCGGAAGGGUCCAGCAAACGUGGCUGACACGCUCCUAUACGCUGAUUCUGAACACUCUCGAGUUGACAAUGCUGCCCGUACUGUUCUGGCUAUCGGCAGAGUAUAUUGAAAAGACGAAUUGGUUUCCGAAUCUUGUUCCAUAUACAUGUUAUAUACUGUACUCGGUAUCGUAUGCCACCAUAGCCUAUACGGUAAUCUCUCGGGGUAGGCGAGACUGUGCUUUAUUGGAACUAGAGCGUAUUGUUAACAAUAUAAUGAGUCAGCAACUUCACCAUAUUGGACGCACUCUGAACUAUAUCUACUACCUAAAGUUCACAACAAUGAUCUUUGUGUGUGUAAACAGUGUGGCAUUGUGCCUCGUGAUGCCCACCGAUGGAAAUUUGAGUGUUUAUUUGAUCACUUUUCUAUUUCAAAAUGCCAUGAAUAUUCCAGUUGUUGCAACCUAUAGAUACUUUCUGGCCUUGUGGUAUAUUGCCUGUUCCUAUCAGUCUAUCAACUGUCGUUUGGAGGAUCUAAUGAAGUCCUUUAAAUCGAGAUUGCCCACACGCUUGGAUCUCGAUGAACUUAAUCGUUUGUGGUCGCAGCAUUUAGUGCUAGGACGUUGCACUUUAAGAAUAAAUAAGGUUUACGAAUGGCUUUUACUGGCGGCCCGAUUCGAUUAUGUGACUUUCGGCGUGAUCAACAUAUAUUGGGGAAUGCUCUUUAUGUUCGCGAUUAAAUCACCCAUUUACAUGAUCAUGCUCGGCGCUUUUAACUAUUGGAUACGUUUAAUUGACUUUUUUCUAUUGGAUGUUAUGUGCGAUCUGACAAUUCAGUAUCAAAAUUGUCCACAUCAUUCCGUAACCGAGGGACGCUGGUUUAAAGAGAUAAAUGCCUUUUUAAUGUAUGUGAACACUUCGAAGUUUAAUAUUUCGGUUUGUGGUCUCUAUAUAGCGAAUCGUAGUCGCUGGUUCCAAAUGUUUGGCUCUAUUGUGAGUUUCUCAAUAUUGUUAAUACAAUUUCAUUUGAUUUUGAGAAAAAACUUUUCAUCGGUGGCCAAGCCAUUGACAAAGACCCACUGUGGACCGGGUGUGGUCAUCAAUGCAGCUUGGAGUCAAGCACAAGAGCCUUGUGAAUGGCCUGACUUGCAUUUUGUGUCGCUGUCACCGCAACCUGCUCCCUUGCCACGUAAAUUCCCAGAUAACAAUAAGGGAGCAGCGUCCUGA